AUGCUUUUGUUUUUUACUUCAGUUGCCCAUUCAUGGUGGGGAGAACCUCAUUACUUCAUUGCUAGACUUGCUGAAUCGAUGCUUUCUGCAUCAGAGGUCAAAUAUCUCAAUCGUGUUUUAGCAACAUGGGAAAGUGAGAAGGCAGUUUUUCACGACACAGGUAACUGGCACGAUGAUUUAAAGCCGAUUGGCAUGCCUCUUAUGGUUCCAUGGCAUUUUAGAAAUCAACCAGUUGUAGAUCCAAAUUAUAAUCUUGUAACUUACCCAGUCACUUACAAUGUUACCCAAGUUAACAAAGAUUGCUUAUCAGCUAUUUAUGAUACAUCAACUACAAGCAUGUGGAUCCUCGGAUUUUGUUUCCGUUCAUUGGCCCACUUUGUUGCUGAUGCCCAUUGCCCUGUACAUGCUUCUUGUUACUUCAGUGCCGACUAUCCAAAUGGUGAUGGUGGUGCUACAAAAGAGAAAUUCGUCUGUCCUGUCGAUGAAGUUUGUGAUAAACUUCAUUUUGUUUGGGAUAGCGGCAGCUUAAACUUCCAAACAUGGCCAAUACCAGAGUCUCUUGUUAAGGAAGCAGAGUACAACUUAUCACAUCUUUGGACAAAUUAUCCUCCUGAAAAACACUAUAGCUCAACUUACAAUUCAAUCGAUCCUGACCAGUGGCAGAGUGAUGCUUACGAUGUCGCUAAGGAAUAUGUCUACGGUUUGUACCAAUUUGGACACAAUGUCACAGGUGAAUAUUUCAACAAGACACAGCCACCAGCAGCUAAGCUCAUCUCUGUUGCAGCUUAUAGGCUCGGAAAGGUACUACAGACUUUCUUCCAUAAAAGAGGAUUCCAUCUUCCAGGUGAAAGAAGCCAUAUAACAGAAAUUUUAGCUUGGGUUAUUGAUUCAAUACUAAUAAUUAUCGCUACUAUUUACUCAAUUUUAAUCUUGAGAACAACAAAAAGAUCUACUGCUUUUUCACCUUUGCGUGAGCCUUAA
Molecule: messenger RNA, 981 nt
Organism: Trichomonas vaginalis G3
Lineage: Eukaryota; Parabasalia; Trichomonadida; Trichomonadidae
Product: S1-P1 nuclease family
Exons: 1
Coding region: 1-981 (326 amino acids)
Biological process (GO): DNA catabolic process
Molecular function (GO): endonuclease activity; nucleic acid binding
Source: RefSeq, a predicted model, not a curated record